Molecule: messenger RNA, 1902 nt
Organism: Peronospora farinosa
Lineage: Eukaryota; Oomycota; Peronosporomycetes; Peronosporales; Peronosporaceae
Source: the annotation of a GenBank genome assembly
AUGGGCUUCACGCAUUCGCUUGAGGUGCUGUAUGCGCUACUGCGACUGUAUACUACGGGCUUAAGCAACGUUACAUCGUCAUCCUUCUCCUCUGAUCUACUCUAUCCAUAUAUACAGCAGCGUUUGCAACAAACUCUGCGUGCUGUAGCUCUUACCGUCUUGUGCACGGUGUGUCUUUCUCUGGUGUUUUUGUGUCUAUUGCCAGUGCUCUCGCCAUUGCAAUUCCCGUCGUUGACUGGAUUUCUACUGGUUAAUGGACUCCUCUGGAUAGUAACAGUCACUCAAUUGACGCUUCGAUACGCGUUGCUGCCUACACCGCGUCGUGUCGAGGCAAAACCAAUUGUCAGUAGCCGUGGAGGGCUUCAAACUGCCGUUUGUGCCGUUGUGGACGUCGUAGCACGUGUGCGACAGCAGCCACCACUUCCAGUGCUAUUGCUUCUUUGUGUGGUUCACUCGUACAUCUGGAAACUUGUGCUAUACUAUGGAAUGGCAUCCAAUGCUCAAGUGGCAGAGAACUUUGGCUUAUUUGCAUUAGCUGGUGGUCUUGUGUCGUGUAUCUCCUUUGUAAUGGUGGAAAAAAGUUUAAGUGAAGACCCGUUCGUGUUAAAUCCACCUGCGGCCUUUGUGAGAGCCAUGCAGAGAGAUGUGGUGCGUGCAGCACGUCGCGGUGUAAUGGUUUACAUUGUCGGACGCGUACUGAGUUGGUUAUUCGCUCACAGCAAUAAGAUGAAUAUUGAGGUGGUGACAAGAGCAGGAUUCUUGUCGUUGCAUGCUUCGACAACAGCGUUCCAGAUUAUGAGCAGUGGAUUGGAGAAUCUGGCUAUACUAAGUGCGGCUUCAGUGUUCCGUAUCCUGCUUUUUCGUGUAAACUACCGCGAUGUGGAUGGCAUGUUUGGUGACACUAACAAUAUGUGGCAGUCGCAAGCAGUCGUGAAAGCAAAGGAUGGAGACGUGACAGGCGCGCUUUUUGCGACUGAAAUUGCUGCAAUCCCACAAACAAGCAAACCACUGAGUGAACAAUAUUUACAGGGCUUGCAAAAGCGAAUGGACGCGGCUUUGAAGAAGAUAUCGGAUAAGGAGACGCUUAAGGCCCCUGCGGAUGCAGAGGACGUGGAGAUUUUGGAUAGCUUGUUCAAGUUUAAGAACUUACUUACUGGGUGUAAGUUCAAUGCGGACGCACGGGAGUCGCUUUUUGCCUCUCGAGAAAGGUGGAAUGCAUUGUUUAACUCGACGACUGCAGUCGUCGAUGGUUUCACGCUGAUGUUGCAAUUGCUGAAUACGCUGCAGGACAGAGAAAGCUCGGUAGUAGGAGACAGCUCUGCUACCGACGCGUUGGCACUUGAGCAGUCUUUUGGUUCCCUUCUACGCUUUCUAAACUCGCAGCAAGACGCUCAUCCGCUAAUCCUGCUUCACCAGUACCCGCACUUGGCAAAUCCUCACAUCUCGUCUACUAGUGUGAAGUCACCAAUCCGAUUUUUUGUUGAAUCAAAACUGCAGUUUGCGACUCGUUGCUUCUUGAUAGAAGAGGCCCGUCGGCGUGUGUUUCAGCGUGCAAAGGUUGUUCGCGCGGCGGAAGCUCUGCUAUGUCACCUUGUCAGUGUAUCGCGUUCUGAGGAUAAGCUGGGACAUGUUCAGCACACUGUACCGGCUGUGCUUUCGUCGCUGUUAGAGUGCCGCCAUGCGUUGGAGACGUACAUGGAGACUUGUUUAAAGGAGAGCAAUACGACCGAUGUCUACGUACAGGAAGCUACAGCUCUAGCAAAAGAUCACUUCUACCCAGGUAUAGACAGCGGUAUCUAUCGCAUCACAGAGGUAUUCCAAGGUGAGUUAUCCUUGUUCGCGUUUCCUCCGGGCGUCAAAAAGGCGUUACGGGCGUAUGCAAGCUUUGAUGCUGAAGAAUAG